This is a messenger RNA of Micropterus dolomieu (smallmouth bass), 2729 nucleotides long. It is a transcript of the gene susd1, whose product is annotated as sushi domain containing 1. Gene Ontology annotation, molecular function: calcium ion binding. The record is from RefSeq and is a predicted model, not a curated record. The coding region runs from base 39 to 2627 and encodes 862 amino acids. NCBI's taxonomy places the organism in Eukaryota, Metazoa, Chordata, Actinopteri, Centrarchiformes, Centrarchidae. The transcript is spliced from 18 exons.
GACUUGGCAGGGAUAGUGUGAUCGAGAGAAACCCAAAAAUGAUGGUGAUUUUUCUGCUCUGUGUCAUUGCAGAUAUGCUAGCAGAAGGUCACGCUCUGGAUGUGUGUGCAACUUGCCACGCUAACGCCACAUGUGACGACAAGUCAGAUGGCUCUGGCAAAGUUUGUAACUGCAAGUAUGGGUUUGUUGGAAAUGGCAGAACCUUCUGUCAAGAUAAAGAUGAGUGUCAGAUAGGAGCGAGUAAGAUUUGUGGGCAGCACACCACCUGCCACAACACGUAUGGCAGCUACUACUGUACCUGCCUGUUUGGCUACAGCCCUUCUAACAACAUGGCCGUCUUCAUCCCAAAUGAUGGAACCCACUGCCAGGACAUUGACGAGUGCAGGAUCGCAGGCCCGUGUGGAGAAGGGGGUCAAUGCAGGAAUCUUGACGGCAGUUUUGAUUGCAGUUGCCAGCUGGGAUACAAAGUCCACAAUGGAGUGGAGCCCUUCCAUCCUCACAGAGACAACGCUUCCUGCAAAGUUGUUGACUGUGGCCAGCCUGCCUCAGUGGAGGACACGGUGCUGCUCUCAGUCACAGGGACCACAUACGGCAGUGUGGCCAUGUUUGUCUGUGAUGACGGCUUUGUGUGGAGGAGUGGAGACAACAGCUCCGUCUGUGGAGCUGAUGGACUGUGGAAAGGACCCAACAUGGUCUGUGAAGAUGUUGACUGUGGCUCUCCCCCUGCCCUCCCUCAAUCUCAAAUGCUGUGGAAUAAGAGGUCAAGGAUAGGCACUGAGGUGUUUUAUCAGUGUAACCCUGGAUAUCAUAAUGCUGGAAAGGGCAAUGUGUCCAUUUGUACUGCGUCUGGACAGUGGGAGAGACCGUCAGUGCUCUGUGAAGUGACCUUGUGUGGAAGUCCUCCUAUAAUUGAAUCCACUGAGCAGGUGUGGGACAAUAAUUCAACCUCUGGCAGCACUGUGCUCUAUUUUUGCAAAGAGGGCUUUUAUAACAAAGGAGGACAUAAUAUAUCAAUCUGUAAUGAAAACGGUCAGUGGACCCAACCAACUUUGUUGUGCCAAGAGAUAUUAUGUGGGGAUCCUCCUAUACUGCCACACACUGGGCAUGUGUGGAAUGGCAGCUCCACCCCUGGAAGCACAGUGACUUACUACUGUAAAAUAGGAUUUUAUCACAAUGGAGGAAAUAACAUAUCAUUGUGCACAAUUAAUGGUUACUGGACAAAACCAAACAUCUCAUGCAAAGAAGUUGACUGUGGGGUGCCCCCACCCAUCCCUCAUUCAGUCAUACUGUGGGAUAAUAUCUCCACUGUGGGCUCUCAGGUUGUUUAUCAGUGUAACUCCGGAUAUCACAAUGUUGGAGAGGGAAAUGUAUCAGUUUGUACGGCCAGUGGAGAGUGGGAUGGAGCCUCUACGCUAUGUCAAGAAAUCAAAUGUCAAGAGCCUGUUUUCAAACCUAAUGCUAAACUGCAGUGGGACGGCACAUCACACAUUGGCAGUGUUGUGUAUUUCCAAUGUGAGGAAGGAUUUUACAUCAGGAGCCAGAGAAACUACUCAAUAUGUGGAGAGAAUGGACUUUGGGAGGAUAUUGAUCUAUGGUGUGAAGCUAAAUGUGGCCCGGUCCCCUUCCUUGCCAACUCAGAGGUGGUGUGGCAUAACAGAAGUGUUGUGAUCCACCGCUGUGUGGAUGGAUAUCACAGCUGGAGGGGCAGCAACGUCUCUGUGUGUGGCAGCUCUGGGGUGUGGCAGAAAGCUACACUGAGAUGUAUAGAAAUAAAACCACCUAUAAAUCACUUAUUUGUUAAUGAAAGAUGUCUGCAUUGGAAAGCAGAGAAGUAUGAGGAGGAUACAGAAGUUUACAAGAUAAUAUAUAAAGGAUCCAGAGACUACCAAAGGUCCUUUCAUGAUAAAAGAAAGCUGCUUCUGAGCUCCAAGGCUGACCAGCUGGAACUCUGUCUGAUCCUGCUUCCAGUUACAAACUACAGCAUCUCAAUCACUGCAGUGUCUUCAAGAUUCACGGCCACUAUCACUACUAAGACAAGUUUACCAGUGCCUCCAGCACCGGUUGUGUACUACAGAGAAUUUGAGACACGUGUACCAACUUUGAGGCUACGCAGAUCACCCAACACGCUUGACCCUAUAAGUUUGUACCAAGUGUUUGUGCUUCCUGCAGAGGGGAUUAUGAUGUUUGACUGUGCCUCUCCUGCGAGCUCUGACCCCUCGAGCAAAAUAAAGUCCUCAACAGAGUACAUCACUGCUCAGAUUGAUGUCAGACAUGUCAGCACAGAGAUGAACUUUACUGUAGGGGAUGAACUCUAUUAUGGAGGCUUCUUUAAUGCCCCACUGGAGAACGGCAGGAACUAUUAUAUUAUCUUACGGGCUGUCAGUCAGUGGAAAACGGCUUUAAAAAGUUCCUGUGUCCUAUGGGCUAAAGUAAGAGGUACAUCCUAUGUUCUGAGGGUAUCAUCACUGUCUGCUGCAGCAUCAAUAGGACUGGUUGCCUUGGUCAUUUUGGGUGGAUAUAGUUUCACCUGGUAUGGAAGAUGUUGUAAUAUUAAUUAUUACAAAUGUUCACAGUUUACAGUCAUUCUAGUGUUUCUCAGUGCUGGACAGUUUUUCAAGAAGACAUGACACCCCUGCAUGUGCUGGUGCUGAUGUGUCUUGACUCCCUACCUGUACAUUUUGUUUUGUUCUUUUUGUAAAUAAUUAUAAUAAAUGUUAUUUCACUAACUA